Molecule: messenger RNA, 2497 nt
Organism: Salpingoeca rosetta
Lineage: Eukaryota; Choanoflagellata; Craspedida; Salpingoecidae
Exons: 18
Coding region: 32-2440 (802 amino acids)
Source: RefSeq, a predicted model, not a curated record
CAAAAAAACGGAGGAUGCAAAGAGAAGAAGGAUGGGCUGGAAGACGUUGAUCGCGCUGACGCUGGGGCUGGCGGUGGUGUUUGUGACCGCCGGGCAGAUGUUCCUGGCGCAGCAGCACCACCGCAAGCACCAGCACCAGCACCUGGCCUUGCCACACUCGCUGCUGACGGCAGCGGGCAGGAGCCGUGGCGCUGAGGACGGCGCAAGUGGAGCCAACCGCGUGCAUGCACGCAACGGUCGCCCUCACCAGCCACGAUAUCCGUUGUUCCGGCAUCAAAGACACCCGGACCACUCCAACCACCCGCUCCCAACCAACAUGCAGAGGCCAAAGAAGAUCACUCGCGGCCCUUCAUCGCAUCACGACGUCACCAGGCCGUGGUUGACCAUCUUCACCAUCCUCCCCGACCUCUCACCACUCUCAUCAUCGCAAUUCUCUUCACCGACAGCACUGCGGCAUCUGCAAUCGCAAUCCAAGCGAACGCUCCUCGCCCUGCUCAGCUGGGCGGUUCUUGGCGUGGAGAUUAUUGCCUUUGCCAACGAGGACACGUGCCAGGUCGUGCACAUUGCCUUCCAGCAGCGCACGUACUACGGCAUGUUCACCUGCCGCCCCAUCCUCUGCCGUGAACGUGGCGUGCCAACGCUCGACUGCCCCUUCCGUGAUGUCAAAAAGAGGGCAAAGGCGAACACCAUCAUGUAUUCAAACUCGGACGUCGUUUACUUUCCAAACCUCGCCAGCACCGUUCAUCAGAUUGCGGGUGCUUUUGGUGAUGCCUUCUUUGCCGUUGGCAAACGAAUCGAUCUAACCCUUCAGGCUACAUCUAGUUUUGAAGACCACUUUGUUGCAGAGGCAGCCACCUGUAUUGAAAAGAACAAAGAGUGUGUGCAUUUGUUGCAGGCGUGGCAGACCACGUUGCCUGGGGCCCUCAACCACGACAGAAAUGGCAUCGACUUUAUGCUGUUCCCUCGCGACCUGCGCUUCACGGUGCCCAAGUUCAUGGUUGGCCGCAUACAGUGGGACCAGUGGCUGCUGCUCAAGAUGAUUGUGGACCCGCAAGUCACCACCGUCGAGGUGUCACACGUCACGCUGGGGCUGCACAUGCACCACGGCACAUACAAGGCCAGCCACGCAAAGGCCGGCACAGACCACAACGUGGAGCUUGCACAACGUCUACCGCACCAGCGCGUGCACGCAAACGACCACGUGCAGAUGAGGGGCACGGUGUGGCUCGGGCGGCUGGACGAGGUGGAUGUCGUGGCGUUUGCACCCGACACAUGGGAGAGGUGGCAGUGUGAUGCGGGCAUGAAGGGUGAUAUUGAAGGCACACGCACGCGCGCCUUGCCUGAUGGUGCCAACAGCACAGCUGCGAAUGACGAAGAGCAGGCAGCGGUCCAGCGGUCCGCAAAGCUUGCAAUUGAGGACAUUAAUCAGCACCCAAACUUGCUUCGGCUGCCAUCAUGGUACUUUGAAGGCGAGGUGAGCAAGGCGAGUGGUCUCAGGGAAGAUUACAUGACGACGACAGCAGAAACGGAAGAGGCGCAGCAGCUUCGCUUUGUUCCCAACAAGCAGUCACUUGAUUUGUUACUGUUCAAAGCACACAGCAUCCUCCACAGCCAGCGGUUUGUGCUGAUAUAUCCAAUCGAGGACCUUGCCGAGGUCCCAGCGUCGCUGGUGACGGCGUGUCACGCGGACGCCUUCAACCACGACGUGUUGUUUGUGACGCGUGAUCCCUCCGUAUGGCACUGGCUCACCACCCUCCGUCUCCACGUCUGGCACGAACCACCUUCCACGUCCCAAACGGACACGCUAACUGCCGUGACGGCGGUGGUGCUGCAAGCUGUGCAGCUUGGCUACAGCGUUGGUGUUGGUCGCUCACACCACCUCAUCAACACGACACAAAACGCCAUCUUCGACAGCCCAGAUGCCGACGUGCUCAUCGUGCAAAAUGAUGCCCAACAGCCCGUCUUCCUCUUCACGAAAUCACGCCCACGGCUGCACACGCUGUGGCUGCGGCUGCACGGCACGCUGAAGAGCGAGGGGCGAGCACGCGCGAAGGUGACCACGGGCACUCCGAAUGUACUGACGGCCAUCACCAACGCCCUGUUCACAACGGCGCACCUCCUCGGUGCAGAUCCGCCCGAUGUCAGGUCAACACAUGCCGUGGUGGAAUCUCCACAAGAUGGGUGCGGGCUGUCAGCGUUGUUGCGUUCCGCCAAGUUUCAGCACAUUGCCGAUGUGCUUUACGCCUCAUCCGCAGAGCAUGCGCUGGACGCACGCUCCAUGGCUGAGGUGUACAGGGAGCUGUCUGGGCAGGACAUCUGCCAAACCAUCAAUGCCUUCAACACCCACGCACCACACCUCCCCCACUCCCUCUUCAUCGAUCAGCCGCAAGCGGUCGCCGCCAUCCAAAAAUACCCCACCAUCCUGCGCUGCAGAAAUUGAUACGAAGAUAUUAGUAAAUCGUCCCCAUCCGAAGCCAGCUGGUGUUGUUUGUUGUUG